AUGGCAGAGCUGGUGGCGACCAUUGCGAUUCGGCCACUGGUGUCCAUGCUGAUGAACAAGGCGUCCAGCUACCUCCUGGACCAAUAUAAUGUGAUGGACGGAUUGGAGAAGCAACACAAAAUUCUCAAACGCAAGCUUCCGGCCAUCCUUGAUGUCGUCACUGAUGCUGAGGAGCAGGCGAAAGCCCACAGAGAAGGGGCGAAAGCCUGGCUCCAGGAGCUCAAGACGGUGGCAUAUGAGGCACAUGAAGUCUUCGACGAAUUCAAGUACGAAGCACUCCGCCGUCAAGCCAGGAAGGAUGGGCACUACAACAAGCUUGGCUUCGAUGUGAUAAGACUCUUCCCCACUCACAACCGUAUUGUUUUCCGUUACAAAAUGGGUCGCAAGCUUUGCCGGAUUCUGCAGGCCAUUGAGGUACUCAUAGCAGAGAUGCAUGCCUUUAGGUUCAAGUACAGACCACAGCCGCAGGUGUCCAAGCAGUGGAGGCAGACAGAUCAUGUUAUCAUCGACCCACAAGAAAUUGCCAGUGAAUCCAGAGAGAAAGAUAAGAAGAAUAUUGUUGAUAUACUACUUGGUCAAGCUAACAAUGCAGAGCUCGCAGUUGUUCCCAUCAUUGGAAUGGGAGGCCUUGGCAAGACCACCUUAGCGCAACUCAUAUACAAUGAUCCUGAAAUUCAGAAGCAUUUCCAGUUGCUGCUUUGGGUGUGUGUCUCUGACACAUUUGAUGUGAACUCCCUGGCCAAGAGUAUAGUUGAAGCAUCUCCCAGUAAGAAUGUUGAUACAGAUAAACCACCACUGGAUAGACUUCAAAAAUUGGUCAGCGGACGGCGGUAUCUCCUUGUAUUGGAUGAUGUUUGGGACAACAAAGAGUUACGUAAGUGGGAAAGGCUGAAGGUCUGCUUGCAUGGUGGCAUGGGCAGUGCAGUGUUGACAACAACUCGUGAUAAACGGGUUGCUAAAAUUAUGGGUGCAGAUAGGGCAGCCUACAAUCUCAAUGCUUUGGAGGAUCCCUUCAUAAAGAAAAUUAUUGAGGCUAGAGCAUUCAGCCUGGACAAACAAAAGCCUGCUGAACUAGUGGAGAUAGUUGAUGAGAUUGUGAAGAGAUGUUGUGGCUCUCCAUUAGCUGCAACUGCACUGGGUUCUGUACUUCGCACCAAGACCAGUGUGGAAGAUUGGAAAGCUAUAUCAUCUAGAAGCAGCAUUUGCACUGAUGAAACUGGAAUUUUACCAAUACUCAAACUUAGCUACAACGACUUGCCUGCACACAUGAAGCAGUGCUUUGCUUUCUGUGCUGUGUUUCCCAAGGAUUACAAGAUUGAUGUGGAGAAGCUUAUCCACCUAUGGAUUGCAAAUGGCUUUAUCCCAGAACACAAGGAAGAUAGUCUUGAAACCACUGGAAAACAUAUUUUUGAUGAACUGGUCUCAAGGUCAUUCUUUCUGGAAAUUGAGAAAAGUAAAAAGUUUGAGCGGUAUUAUUCCAUAACUACUUGUAAAAUCCAUGAUCUUAUGCAUGAUGUUGCAAUGUCUGUUAUGGAAGAGGAAUGUGUUGUUGUGACCAUGAAGCCAAGUGAAAUUGAGUGGCUAGGAGAUACUGCUCGACAUUUAUUUUUGUCAUGUGAAGAAAUGGAGGGUAUUUUGAAUGAUUCUUUGGAGAAAGGAUCCCCUGCCAUUCAAACACUAAUAUGUGAUAAUCAUAUGCAAAGUUCAUUGAAGCAUCUAUCAAAAUAUAGCUCUUUGCACGCCUUAAAGCUUUCUAUUAGAGGCACAGAAUCAUUUCUUCUCAGAGCAAUGUAUCUGCAUCACUUGAGGUACCUUGAUCUCUCCAACAGUGAUGUCAAAGCACUUCCUGAGGAUAUAAGUAUUCUAUAUAACCUGCAAGUGUUAGACCUUUCCAACUGUUAUCGUCUUGAUCAACUUCCGAGGCAAAUGAAGUAUAUGACUUCCCUCCGCCACCUCUAUACUCAUGGAUGUUGGAAGUUGAAGAGCAUGCCUCCAGGACUAAGAAAACUCACUAACCUGCAGACACUGACAUGCUUUGUGGCAGGACUUCAUGGCCCUGAUUGCAGUGAUGUUGGAGAGCUGCAUGAUUUAAAGAUUGGUGGUCAGCUAGAGCUACGUCAAGUAGAGAAUGUUGAAAAAGCAGAAGCAGAAGUGGCAAACCUUGGAAACAAGAAGGAUCUCAAUCAACUGACGUUAAGAUGGAGUAAGGUUGGCGACAACAAGGUGCUUGACAAAUUCGAACCUCAUGGUGGGCUGCAGGUUCUGGAGGUACAUUACUAUGGAGGAGAGUGCAUGGGUAUGUUGCAAAACAUGGUUGAGAUCCAUCUUUUUCAUUGUGAAAGAUUGCAAUUAUUGUUCAGGUGCAGUACAAUCUUCACUUUUCCAAGACUGAAGGUGCUUACGCUAGACCAUCUGUUGGGUUUUGAGAGAUGGUGGGAAAUAAAUGGGAGGGAAGAAGAACAGACAAUAUUUCCUGUGCUUGAGAAGUUGUUCAUUAGUAAUUGUGGUAAGUUGGCAGCAUUACCUGAAGCACCAUUGUUGCAAGUACCUUGUGGUGAAGGUGGUUAUAGAGAUGUACAUUCAGCAUUUCCUUCCCUAAAGGUUCUCGAAAUAAAAGAGUUGGAGAGCUUUCAGAGAUGGGUUACACUCGAAGAGACUCAAGGAGAACAAAUAUUGUUUCCUCGACUUCAGGAAUUAUCAAUUGAGGAAUGCCCAAAGCUGAUAGCGUUACCUGAAACACCAUUUCCUGCCCUCAAGGUGCUCAAAAUGAAAAGGUUGGAGAGCUUUCAUAGAUGGGACGCUGCUAAAGGAGAGCAUAUAUUGUUUCCUCAGCUUGAGAAAUUAUCAGUUCAGAAAUGCCCAAAGAUAAUAAAUUUACCUCAAGCACCAAAACUCAGUGUAUUAGAAAUUGAAGAUGGCAAGCAAGAGAUAUGCCAUUGUGUAGACAGAUAUUCGUCUUCAUUGAACAAUCUGAUAUUGAAGCUAGAUUGCACUUCAAUUGUACCGAUGGAAAGCAAGGAGAAAUGGAACCAGAACUCAUUCUUUGGAGCGGGUGCACCAGAGCCGUCAUACUAUUUUCUACAUCUUCAAGAAUUGGAAAUUAGUGGAUGUGAUGUGCUCAUCCAUUGGCCAGAGAAGGUGUUCCAAAGCUUGGUAUCCUUGAGGAGAUUAGGGAUUACAAACUGCAAACAACUUGUUGGAUAUGCAAAAGUUCCUCUUGAGCCAUCAACAACUAAAAGGAGUCAAUGCCUGCCAGGUCUGCAGUCUCUUGAGUUAAAAGAUUGUGCACGUUUGGUAGAGAUGUUCAACAUCCCGACAUCUCUCAAGAUAAUGGACAUUGAGUCAUGCCCUAAACUUCACUCCAUUUUUGGCAAGCAGCAGGGCAUGCCAGAGUCCGUUGAAGGUUCUUCUUGCAGUGAGGCGAUCGUACAUGCAACUCUAUCAGAGUUGCCAUCCUCACCAAUGAGUCACUUUUGUCCAUGCCUAGAAUCUCUAUGUUUGUCUGCAUGUGGAAGCUUACCAACGAUCCUAAAUAUACCUCCAUCUUUAAAGACCUUAAAAAUGUAUGAUUGUAGUAGUAUUCAAGUCCUGACAUGUCAGCCGGGUGGACUCCAGAAUCCAGAAGCCACUACUUCCAUAAGCAGAAGACCAAUCAUGCCAGAGCCACCACCAGCAGCAGCGACAACUGCAAGAGAGCAUUUACUUCCUCCCCAUCUCGAAUAUCUAGUAAUACAGGACUGUGCUGGCAUGUUGGGUGGGACUCUCCGUCUGCCUACACCCCUCAAGAGACUUGACAUUAUUGGCAACAGUGGGUUGACAUCGCUGGAGUAUCUGUCACGAGAUCACCCAUCAUCGCUUGCAGUCCUUCACCUUCGAAGAUGCAGUACCCUGGCAUCCCUGCCAAAUGAGCCGCAAGUAUACAGGUCCCUCACUUAUCUUGGAAUUAGAGGCUGCCCUGCUAUAAAGAAGCUCCCUGGAUGCCUGCACCAGCAACUGGGCAGCAUCAAAUACAAAGAAGUGGAUGCCCAUUAUGAAGUGAUGGCAUUUAAACCAAAGACAUGGAAGGAGAUACCAAGGCUAGUCCGUGAGCGGAGGAAGGCCGCUCGAGAAGACAGGGAACGCCAACGAUCCACGAGGCAGGAGUAAGUAGGUUGGAAACCACGUAGAAAGGGCAUCGAUUCUGAUUGCUCUGAAGAAUGUACAAGGUUAUGCCGUGAAUUUAAUCAAUCGGCUUUGCUGAGCUUUGUCCUCUAUCUGUUUUCGCUUUGUUUAGUUAACUGAUGAGAAGAC
Hordeum vulgare subsp. vulgare (domesticated barley) is the source of this 4290-nucleotide messenger RNA. Its product is annotated as putative disease resistance protein RGA4. Lineage: Eukaryota; Viridiplantae; Streptophyta; Magnoliopsida; Poales; Poaceae. The record is from RefSeq and is a predicted model, not a curated record. The transcript is spliced from 2 exons. The coding region runs from base 1 to 4146 and encodes 1381 amino acids. Gene Ontology annotation, biological process: defense response to other organism. Gene Ontology annotation, molecular function: ADP binding.